Carassius carassius (crucian carp) is the source of this 1850-nucleotide messenger RNA. RefSeq names its product lumican-like. The transcript is spliced from 4 exons. The coding region runs from base 364 to 1449 and encodes 361 amino acids. NCBI's taxonomy places the organism in Eukaryota, Metazoa, Chordata, Actinopteri, Cypriniformes, Cyprinidae. The record is from RefSeq and is a predicted model, not a curated record. Gene Ontology annotation, molecular function: protein binding.
UCAACAACAGGAUUUCGAUCCACACAUUAUGUGAUGAUAUUAAGUCUAAACGAUUUUAAAUCACAUCUGCUUUGUUUGUAAAGAUUGCCCUUUCUGCUCUGCCAGCACACAUGUUUCUAACAAAUGUUGUGCAGUGGUUAGACUCCAAACAUAAGCUUCCGAGACAGGUUGGAAAAAAAGGAGUGAGAAUAAGCUGUAUGGAAGAAAAGGCCACAGCUGAGUGAGGAAUGUUUCAGUAGCCGGGUAAAAGUCUUCAGGUUGCCCCGUUUAAACGUCUACAGAGAUAAUAUCGACAAAUCGACCGUUCAAAGGCUCUUUUUACUCAAAUUGGUCGGGGAAGAGAGGCUAAAGGCAGGCAGACAAAUGCAUAUCAUCUUCUUGUUACUCUCAGUGUGUGGGUCGACUCGGGCCUUCACGCUGGACUUGGACUAUGGAGGUGUACCACUCUGGAUCAACCGUUUUUUGGGAGAGCCAAGUGUGUUGACUUUGAAAGAUCGUAUGGAUCCCGGCUGGUUUCGUGCUGUGAACACACAAAGUUGUCCCUUGGAAUGUGAUUGUCCUAUCCAGUGGCCAACAGCCGUUUAUUGUGACCACAGGGGCCUUAUCCAGCUUCCCUCUGUCCUUCCGUCCCACACACAAUACCUGUUUCUCCAAGGGAAUAGCAUUAUUAUCCUUGGAUCCAGAGCAUUCGCCAAUGCCACCAACUUACGCUGGUUGAUCUUGGAUCACAGUCAGAUACUGAGUGAGCAACUGGAUGAUGUGUUGUUCUUCAAUCUGACCCACUUGGUAUAUCUUUUCAUAAAUAAUAAUAGCCUGACAAGGGUGCCAGUUGGACUGCCUAGAGGACUUAAGCAGCUGCGACUCGCAUAUAAUCACAUCGAAAAGAUUUCUGCAGGUGCUUUCCAAAAUCUGGAAAAUUUAACAUUACUUUUGUUACAAGGUAAUCAUCUGAAGACUAUUGAAGAGGGUGACUUAAAAGGUCUUGGAGUCCUCAACCUCCUGGAUCUUAGUCACAACCUCCUGGAGACUUUCCCCAAACAUCUGCCUCCAUCUGUCCAGCAGCUUUACCUCUUCAACAACUCUCUGACUGGCCUGAUGGGAAAUAGCCUUCAUGGUUUUAAUGGACUCCGUUAUCUACGGCUCGGACACAACAAAUUGAGGAAUGAAGGGCUUGACCCUGGUGCAUUUAACCUAACAUCUCUGGUAGAGCUGGAUCUUUCAUAUAAUCAGCUGACAGAAAUCCCAACAGUUCCCACCACCCUUCAGUACCUCUACCUUGAGGUUAACAAUAUCCAAGAGUUCACUGUAAGCAGUUUCUGCAGGAAAACAGGACCCACAUCUUAUUCACGUAUGAAGAUUCUGAGGCUGGACGGUAAUAAAUUGGAGUAUCACAAGCUGCCCCCUGAUUGGGUGUUCUGUCUACGUGUCCUCCAUAACAUUUAUAUUUGAUCUAAUAUAAGCUGUGUCUUAAGCAGUUCUAAAUUUUUAGGCUUUCUGAACACUUUAAAAUAGACGCAUGCAAUGAUAUACUAUAUUAUAACACAUAUGUAUAUUUAGAGUACAUCAUAGAAAGCAUGACAGCAGAAUAAACUGAUCAGUGUUCAAGGUGUUGAUGUUUUGAAUUCGAAGAAUGCUAUAAAUGGUCUUACUGUUACUGUUUUAAUACUGUUUUUAUAUGCAACAGUAUUUAUUAAUGCUGUUUUUACUCUGGAUGUACUGUAUAUGAGCAGUCAUAUUUAAUUUUUUAUGCAAGACAAGUCUUUCACCUUGUUCCAGUUUCGACUUCACAUGUUCUAAAUAUACACAGUAAUUAGAAUUAAUCCAACUGUUAAACGUGGAUACAGACUACU